Messenger RNA from Erinaceus europaeus (western European hedgehog), 1468 nucleotides. RefSeq names its product coiled-coil domain containing 86 (gene CCDC86). NCBI's taxonomy places the organism in Eukaryota, Metazoa, Chordata, Mammalia, Eulipotyphla, Erinaceidae. Gene Ontology annotation, cellular component: nucleolus. The record is from RefSeq and is a predicted model, not a curated record. Bases 69 to 1121 code for a protein of 350 amino acids. The transcript has 4 exons.
GCGCCGGUAGUUCCGCGGCGACUGAGGCCACACGUGGGCUCGGGUCUGGGAGACUUUGGGGUCCGACGAUGGAUACGCCGCUGAGGCGCAGCCGGAGGCUAAGCGGCCUGAAGCCCGAGUCCCCCGACAGCUCCGCCCCAGUUCUGCGGGCGAGACGGGCCCUUGUGGAGUUCGAGCCGACCCCGGAAGAAGCGCAAGGGCUUGGGUCUCCUCGGAGUGAGCCGCGGCCCGGCCCAGAGUCCCCGCGAAGUCAACCGGAGACAAGCCCGGGGUCCCCGAGUCAGCCGCAGGGUGCAGGUCUGGGGUGCCCCCGGAGGCAGCUAGAGCCGGGUCCCCCGUCCCCCCAGCGUCAGCAAGAUGCAGGAGAGGUGUCUCCCCGAGGACAGCGGGAACCGAGCCCAGAGUCCCCCCGUCUUCAGCCAGAGCCAAGCGAAGCGUCUCCAAAAGCCCCCCAGGACUUAGAAAACCCGACUCCAGACUUGGCCCGGAGGAAGGAGGAACCGGUCCACCAGCCGCAGCCGGGCCCGACCUCGCCCGAACCUCACCCGGCCUCGCAGGCGCCGGGACCCGAACCUUCGCGGCCACUGCAGGAGCUGGCACCCCGAUCUCCGGGAUCCCCGGGGAGGCCCCCCGCGACCGGGGAGACGGCGAGAGAUGGUCCCGGGGCCAAAAAGCGAAAGGAGCCUGCAGCCCAGGCCCCGCCGUCCAAGAAGCUGAAGGAGGAGGUGGAGGUGCCCAUCAUCCCCAAGGGGAAGCCCAAGUCGGGGCGUGUGUGGAAGGAUCGUUCCAAGAAGAGGUUCUCCCAGAUGGUUCAGGACAAGCCCCUGCGCACAUCCUGGCAGCGGAAGAUGAAGGAGCGGCAGGAGAGGAAGCUGGCCAAGGACUUCGCCCGGCACCUGGAGGAGGAGAAGGAGCGGCGCCGGCAGGAGAAGAAGCAGCGCCGAGCUGAGAACCUGAGACGCCGCCUGGAGAACGAGCGGAAGGCUGAGGUCGUACAAGUGAUCCGAAACCCCACCAAGUUGAAGCGGGCCAAGAAGAAGCAGCUCCGCUCCAUCCAGAAGCGGGACACGCUCACCCUGCUGCAGAAGACACCACCCCAGCGGCCACCGCCCAAGGUCUAAGCCUGUCCCGCCGCAGCCCCGCAUGCCCGCCGCCUCCAGGGCCACUCGCCAGAUGCCUGCGCUGGACGAGGCUCCAGAACCGGGAACCCCAGCCCUGAAGGGGCUCUGAGGCAGAGAUCUCUGUGGGACCUGGUAGACGUGGGGGAGGGAAGAGGCCCAGUGCCUGCCUCACCUUCCCCCUCCUUCCCCAAGUGCCUUCAGACCAAGACGGGCAGGAGCAAGGUGUAGUUCGCCCCCUGGCACCUCACGAGAGCCCCUGGGUACCAUGGGGAGCUCCAGUGCUGUGGUUUGUCUCCUCUCUUUGUCUGUCUGUCUCUUUCUCUAGAAUAAAUAGAAUGAAAAAAGUA